Orycteropus afer afer is the source of this 1044-nucleotide messenger RNA. It is a transcript of the gene TCF19, whose product is annotated as transcription factor 19. Lineage: Eukaryota; Metazoa; Chordata; Mammalia; Tubulidentata; Orycteropodidae. Gene Ontology annotation, cellular component: nucleus. Gene Ontology annotation, biological process: regulation of gene expression. Gene Ontology annotation, molecular function: protein binding. The transcript has 3 exons. Bases 1 to 1044 code for a protein of 347 amino acids. The record is from RefSeq and is a predicted model, not a curated record.
AUGCUGCCUUGCUUCCAGCUGCUGCGCAUAGGGGGCGGCAGGGGCGGUGAUCUCUACACCUUCCACCCUCCCACCGGGGCUGGCUGCACCUAUCGCUUGGGCCGCAGGGCCGACCUGUGUGAUGUGGCCCUGCAGCCCCAGCGGGAGCCUGGCCUCAUCUCUGGAGUGCAUGCAGAGCUGCACGCGGAGCGCCAGGGUGAUGACUGGAAGGUCAGCCUGGAAGACCACAGCAGCCAAGGAACCUUAGUCAAUAAUGUCCGACUCCCAAAGGGUCACAGGCUGGAGUUGAGCGAUGGUGACCUCCUAACCUUUGGCCCUGAGGGGCCUCCCGGAACCAGCCCCUCCGAGUUCUACUUCAUGUUCCAACAAGUUCGAGUCAAACCUCAAGACUUUGCAGCCAUUACCAUCCCACUGUCUCGGGGAGAAGUGGGAAUUGGGGGUGGUUUCCAGCCCAUGCUGCCCUCUCAGGGGGCUCCACAGCGGCCCCUCAGCACCCUCUCCCUUGCCCCAAAGGCCACACUGAUCCUAAAUUCCAUUGGCAGCCUGAGCAAGCUCCAGCCCCAGCCCCUCACCUUCUCCCGGGGUGGGGGUAGGCCUCAGAGCCUACCCCUUCCCACUCCCUCUGGAGAAGUGGGGACCACCCCUUCUGCCCCACAACCAGCCCCCAGAAACCGGAGGAAAUCAGCUCACCGAGUAUUGCCAGAACUGGAUGAUGAAAGAGGACCUCCUGAGAGCCUCCCACCCAUCCUCAUGGAGCCCAGGAAGAAACUCCGAGGAGAGAAAGGCCCAGUGACCCCCAAUGGAAACCGUCGUGGGCGUCCUCGGAAGCACCCAGUGAGCGCCCCCUUGGCCCCUCCUGCAGUUGGGGUUGGGGAGCCCUGUGCAGCUCCCCGCUGCUGCCUGCCCCAAGAAGAGACAGUGGCCUGGGUUCAGUGUGAUGGUUGUGACACCUGGUUCCAUGUGGCCUGUGUUGGCUGCAGCAUCCAGUCUGCCAGGGAGGCAGACUUCCGAUGCCCAGGGUGCCACGUUGGUAUCCAGGCCUAA